UUUGAACCACGUCAGUAGGGCCGCUUCUAUAUCAGGAAAUUUUUACGUCCGCGCCUUUUUUCUUGCGAGCUCGUGAUCGCCGGUCAGGAAUUUCGCCUUUAUCUCGUCCUUUUUCCUAAUCCACGUUUAGAGCGUAUUUUGCGGAAUGCCAAACUCUUCUGCUAUCUUCUUCUUGGUAUUGAGGCCUUUCUCGACUUCUAUGAUGGCCUCGUACUUUUCCUUGAACGACUGAUUUUCAAGCUUCCGCUCAGUCCCCCUCUUGGCCGAUCCAGAUAUCCCCCCGGGUUGGAUACUGGGUCCUUCUCUGGAUUGCUCGACCGACAACUCAAAAUAUUCUUUCAAGUUAGCCAUGAUAAUGACUGUUGGAGUUCAAUGAUAGAACAACAUUCUGUAAAUUUGCGACGGUUUAUAUACGCAAAAAUAUAACUCAAUGCAUUUUGGAAUGUUGUUUGUAAAAACAAUUAGUCUUUCGGCCCUUCGGCCUUUCGGCAGGCUGCGUAUUAAUUGCAGUUAAUUGAUGUUAAAGUGACAGGCCUUACUCAAGUGUUAAUGGCUAACGACAUUACACACGUGUGAUCAUUGUUGCAAUCAACGGAUCAAUUAUCUACGGCACAGUAUCGGGAGCAGCCGGGCGAAGCGGGACGGUGAAGUAUCACAGAAAAAUUUUCUCACCUUUUGCCGACACUUUGACAGUUCUCGCACUUCGAGAUAAACCACAGUAAAUACAUGUAAAAUCGGGACUCGGGACAAAAUUUUAUAUCGACAUAUCGGAUUAUUCGAAAUAACGAAAAUCGAGAUAUGCGAUGUUUAUUCAUAUAGGUAAAGAAGGAAAAAAAGUUCGGACAUUAAGAUUACUUCAACAUAUCGAGAAUAUCGAGAUAUCCGAUGUCGAGAUAACGAGAGUGGACUGUAUUUGCAAGAAAGCAACACUAUGUGACAACAGCCUCAUUCAUCAUAUACUCAUUCGAGCUAGUUUGAAUAUUAACCGUCUUUAUUUUCUUUUGAACCACUAUACCUACAUGGUACAUCGAAGAAGUACAUUAAAAACUGAUUAAUAACGCUUCUAUUUAAGUAGAUACUAGCGACGAAUGGCUUCAUUGUUUACGGAAAUGUCCGAAAUGAUUACGGUAUGGUUAUAUUGUUUACGGAAAUACGCGAAAGGUUUACGGAAAACCCCGACCGCUGCUUAACCUAAGUAUUUCCAUUCUAUACAUAGAUGGUGACGUCAAUACGUUAUUAUCACGAAGUAUUUCUGAAAGUAGUAAUGUCAACUCUAUUCUGGUUUGCAACAUAUAUAACAAAACUGGUUUACAUAACGCCGUAGAAGCGACCAUUAAUCGAUAGAGUUUGUGACCGUAGUAAAAUACAGCUAAAAUACGAUUGAUCUUAGUUGUUUUAAUGCUGUGAUCAAAUGUGUAUUAUGAGUUAUUCUAAUGGAACGUUGUUGCUAAGUAUCUAAUGGAACGUUGUUGCUAAGUAUAAUAAAAUUAGAUGACCGGUUAAUAUUUUACAGUUAUAAGCGAUAAAUAUGUGAGCUCAUAACUUUGCGCCAAAUACUACGCGUGUACCUGCACUUAGUAGGGUUAAUGAUACAGUAUUUAAAUCUUUACAUUAAUUUGUUCAACCGAGGAUAAUUCAGGCUAUUGAUUAAUUUGGCAAUAAAGUGAUACCGAAGAAUUCUUCUCGGAAACUCCCAUAAAAUCAUAGCUGUCUCGGUUUCUCCAACCAAAGACAAACAUGACCGUUACUGAUGACCCGGAGCCCGAUGACGCUAAGAUGUCGGUCAUUGACGGCUUAAACCACGACGACGGCGACGACGGAUAUAUGACGGUGGACAGCAGGGAUCAGAUUCUUGAUCAUGCCGACAUGGAGUCGGUCCACGUGGAAGUGAGAGGCGAGAGCCCGGAUGUACCGGAGGUGACGACAAGGGCGGCAAAGGCGCCCGACGGAGGUUGGGGUUGGUGUGUGGUUCUUGGGGCGCUUAUUAUGAGAACCGUCAUAGGUGGGUUUGGCCGCUCACACGGUCUCUUCUACCUGAGGUUCAAGGACCGAUAUGGCGGAACUGCGACCGAGACGGCACUGGUGACGUCACUUACAGGCUUCGUGCGCAUGGCAUCAGGUCCAUUUGUGAGUGUUCUCAGCGGCCGCUUCUCAUGUCGCUUGAUUACCGCCAUAGGGACUGUGGUCCUCAUGGCCGGCGUUGUCAUGACCGGAUAUUCCCCGAACCUGCUGUUCCUUUACUUCAGCUAUGGCCUCGUUGCAGGUCUCGGUAGAUCCUUGGCGAUGACGCCGUGUCCGAUACUGCUGGGGUACUACUUUGAUAAGCGUAGGAGCCUCGCAUUCGGUAUUGCGUCUGCCGGGUUCAGCAUAGGAGGAUUUGCGAUCACUCCGCUGAUAGAACUACUAUUCCAGGAAUAUGGCUACUCGGGUGCAUUUCUCAUCCUCACUGCCUUUACCAUGAACAUUUUCGUAGCUGCAGUCUUGUUCAGACCAUUACAGGCCGAUAGUAAAAGGGGGAAGUGUUCAAAACAGACUCAAGUGGACUCAGAUGAAGCAAAACAAGCCCUGAUUCAAACAGCAAUAGUGAGUAAUGAACUACGUCAAAGUGACGAUAUAGCCGUAAAUGGUUCUGCAGUGAAUGGACACGUUGAAGAUGUAACCAUCGCUCUGAAGACGUGUGAUAACAAUGUGGCUAUUAGCGAUCUCGCAUUUACUAACGGUCAGUCUGAAAAUAUUGGAAUAUUACUUGAAGACAAGUCUGCAUCUGCAAAAACGUGUAGUUUCUUUCCUAAAAUAAUUACAAUUGAGCUUGCUACUACUAACGAGAAGAAAUCAAUGCCACACGACGAAGUGACUAGUCAAACAAGUAAAUUAAGCGUAGACAAAACAGCUUCCGAGAACGCUAAAAUAUUUGGAGCCGAGACUGACACUACAAAUGAAACGUCCGAAGACGAGACUCAAACACGAAAUGAAGAAGAUGACAAUAAAAAGAAGCAAAAAUGGAUGUCCUGGUCGAUAUUGAAGAACCCGAGGUUCAUGUGUUAUACGUUCGCCAUGUUCUGUUUCUCGCUUCCGGCCUCCGGAACGUUCUUUCCAGCGUUGGCCAAAUCGAAAGGUUGCACUGAGAUUCAAGCAGCCACCAUACUAUCUAUAAGCGCCGGAUGUGACAUGGUUAUACGGGUUAUCUCCGGGUUCGUCCUUGACCUCGAGUUUUUCCGGAACAAGCGCCCCCUGGUAUUCAACAUCGUGACCUUCUUUCAAGGGUCCGUGCUCUUCCUGUUUCCCAACAUGACCAGUUUUUCCGGGUUCGCCUUGCUCUCCGUACUUGAGGGGGCUUUUACUGGCAUUAAAGAGGCGCAGGGCAGUGUUGUGUUACUAGACAUGCUGGGCGUGGACAAGUUCGCCAGCUCCCUGGCCGUACAGAUGGCGGCACAGUGCGUGUCGCUUCUGGUGGGACCUACCAUUUCUGGACGACUGGUCGACAAUUCAGGGUCAUAUGAAGGCGCAUUCAUCUUCGGUGGAAGCUCAAUUUUAUUAGGGGGUGUUGUCAUGGCAAUCGGAAAUAUUUACAAUAAGAUCGCAACGAAAAGAUCCAACCUUGCGGGGAAAUAGAAGGGAAAAGAAGAGAAUUGACUAAAACUGAAAACGAAAUUUGGAAACGAUUGUUUUCAUGCCCUUGGUGCCUAAAGUAUUAUAUAAUGAUUCAUUAUUAAACAAGAAUAUCAGUGAAACUGAUGGAUGCUCCCAAAUGAUGCGCUUUGUCAAUGUAUGUGUUAAUAAACACCUAAAACAUC
Messenger RNA from Dreissena polymorpha, 3794 nucleotides. Its product is annotated as monocarboxylate transporter 4-like. The transcript has 9 exons. Gene Ontology annotation, molecular function: monocarboxylic acid transmembrane transporter activity. Lineage: Eukaryota; Metazoa; Mollusca; Bivalvia; Myida; Dreissenidae. The coding region runs from base 1738 to 3612 and encodes 624 amino acids. The record is from RefSeq and is a predicted model, not a curated record. Gene Ontology annotation, biological process: monocarboxylic acid transport; transmembrane transport.